Colletotrichum acutatum is the source of this 476-nucleotide messenger RNA. RefSeq lists its product as uncharacterized. Lineage: Eukaryota; Fungi; Ascomycota; Sordariomycetes; Glomerellales; Glomerellaceae. The coding region runs from base 49 to 261 and encodes 70 amino acids. The record is from RefSeq and is a predicted model, not a curated record. The transcript has a single exon.
AGGUGUCGUUGUCUUGGGCGGCUCUGCCUCCGCUCUGGAGAAUUUGGCAUGCCCUUCAAGGCUUUCAUGGUUCUGAAGGUGGUGCAUUCUGGCGCCAUCUUGACAUUUGCUCCCUCCCGUCAUGCUCUUGUCGUGCCCUCAUUUCGUACGCUUUUCUGCCCGGGAAGUAAUUACCGUCGGCGUUUUUUUUGUGGGCGAGCGCAGUGUGUGAAUACUCAUCAGCCAUCAUUGGCUGAUGUGCCUACCUUUUCCUUCCUUUGACCGAGUCCAACUUUCCCCAGUGUAUCUGACAUGGCUUCUCUUGUCUUGAAUUUGGUGGUAGCAGUAGUUGCACACAUGUUUUCCAUCUACUCUGCGAGUAACUAUGCAGGCUGCGGCAACUUCAUCUGACCUUGACGCAAGGACUUAGCUUCCGGUACUUCCAACUAGUACGCAGUAGGCCUCCCAGACGGGCAGCCAGCACUUGGUAGUGGUAC